AUGGCAGGAAUUACUUGGCACUAUGUCCUGAAGUUUAUCAUUACAGGCGAUGCUGGAGUGGGCAAGUCAUCUUUACUUAUCCGCUUGACAGACCAACGUUUUCUUGCGAACCCCGACCCAACUCUAGGAGUAGAAUUCGGCUCGAAACUAAUUGAGAUACCCGAAGAAGGGAAGGUUAUCAAGCUUCAAUGUCCGUCUCCUUCUCCGUUCCCCUCUGACACGUCAAUUACACGGUCAUACUACCGUGGUGCCGCGGGCUGCUUGCUGGUCUAUGACGUGACAUCUCGAAAAAGUUUUAAAAACGCGCAGUCUUGGCUUGCAGACGUACGAGAGCAUGCUGACCCUCAUUUAACUUGCAUACUGGUCGGAAAUAAAAUUGAUCUAUGCAACGAAGAAGGAGAAGGCUCGUCGAAUCGACAAAGAGAAGUUUCAACGGACGAAGCGGACGAAUGGGCGAGGAAAGAGGGAUUGCUAUUCUUGGAAGCAAGCGCGAAAUCGGGGAGCAACGUUGAUUUGGCAUUUGAGAAAGCUUCGUGCGAUAUCCUUCAUAAGAUCAAUCGUGGCGUUUUUGAUGAUAAUCGGUCCCCAGGAGUGAAGCUGUCAAACCCAACGAAUGGAAGCGUCGCCCUGAAUCAAGCCUCAAAUAAACAGGGAUGCUGUUCAUGA
Suillus subaureus is the source of this 666-nucleotide messenger RNA. RefSeq names its product ras-domain-containing protein. The transcript has 6 exons. Gene Ontology annotation, biological process: regulation of endocytosis. The record is from RefSeq and is a predicted model, not a curated record. Bases 1 to 666 code for a protein of 221 amino acids. Gene Ontology annotation, cellular component: endosome. Gene Ontology annotation, molecular function: GTPase activity; GTP binding. NCBI's taxonomy places the organism in Eukaryota, Fungi, Basidiomycota, Agaricomycetes, Boletales, Suillaceae.